CGUUAGAUUGCUGAGAACAAUGCGGUUUAUGUGGACAGUGACGUUGUUUGCUGUAGCACUGGCAGAAACGUUAUGGCCAAUUCCGAUAUCGAUGCACUUUGAAGGCUCUCCUAUUCCUAUAUCGAGGAACUUUAGUGUAAAUUCACACAGCGACUCAAAUCUUUUGCAUCAAGCGAUCAACAGAUAUCUACAAAUCUUCAAAAAUUCUUUUCACUCUAUUCAUGCCGGUGCAAACUCAUUUGAGGAAGAAAAUCGUAGAUUUCUGGAUAGAUCACGUGAUCAGGUCUUGCAGUCUUUGGAAGUGUCUACAGUCAAUGAAGAGGAACGCUUGAACAGCAACACUUCCUACGAAUACUGGAUAAACGUGCAAAAUAUGAAGGCGUCGGUUGUGGGACAGUCAGUAUUUGGAGCCAUUUAUGGCUUAGAAACGUUUUCUCAAUUGAUGGUCAAUGGGUCGCUUCUGCAUUCAACUGUCACUGUGCAUGACAAGCCUAACUACCAUCACAGAGGUCUCAUGAUAGAUACUGGGAGGCGCUUCUUUCCUAUGUCACUGGUUUACAACUUGCUGGAUGCUAUGAGCUACUUGAAGAUGAAUGUUUUGCACUUUCAUCUUUCAGACUACUGCAGAUUUGCUGUUGAAAGUGUAAAAUUUCCUCAACUGACUGCUUCUCUCAAUGGCCAAUACUACAAGCAAGAUGACAUUAGAGCCAUACUGGAGUAUGCCAGAGAAAGAGGCAUUCGAGUGGUGCCUGAAUUUGAUUUGCCUGGCCAUUCAAAGGGCUUAGCACCUCUAGCUGAGGAUGGUUAUCUUAAUUUUUGUUCUGAUAAUCAUCGAGAGAUAUAUGGAGAUCCUCAGAACAAAUCACUGGAAACACUACAGACUUUGUUGGCUGAGAUGGCCACUCUUUUUCCAGAGUCACUCUUUGAUAUUGGCUGUGAUGAGACUGCAGAAGUUGGUCUUUGCACAAUAACUAAUAUCAAGACGUUAGAACAACAGCUAUUUGACUUUAUUUACAGUCGGCUUGGAAAGGUUCCUACUGCUUAUGAAGAAGCUUUGUUCAAAUCUAAAUCAGCCAAGAGUAAUGUGGUGAUUCAAGCAUGGGAGUCUUACCGAGCAUUUGAAGUUGUUCGUCAAGGAAACAAAGCAAUAGAAGGGAACGGUGGGCACUUUUAUCUCAGCCAUUCUACUGUACCACUUAGUGCAGUGUGGACAGAUAUAGCAUAUAACAUGACUGCUGCUGGAAAGAAGUUGCUCUUGGGUGGUGAGAUUUCGUUUUGGACAGAUGAAUAUUGCCCAAAUUUUCAAUGUUGGAAUGAAACGAAUUCACAUCAUCGUAAUAUGCCUGUAGCUUCUUGGAUGUGGGACUCAGCACAUGACAGUAUAUUUAGUCAGUCAGUUGGAAACAUGAUAUGGCCACGGGGAAUAGCUGCUGCUGGUGCAUUCUGGAACUUCAACAGUUCACUGAGCACAAGUAGCAUGGACUUUUUGACAAGAUAUCAUGCUCAAAAUCAGAGACUUAUUGAAAGGGGGGUUAUCAGUUGUCCUUCGAAUUGCACUUGUGAUACGCUCAGCAAAUGUGGAAAGCUGUAUCCACAUGCAGUCUUAGUAAAUGACACAAAGUAACUGUUGUCGUACUGCCAAGUGAUGAAACCAAUAUUCGGAUGUAUUAGUGGAUGCCACUGCAAUGAAUUGUUUGCUUAGCUGCAACUGACACUACUGUAUAUCCAUGGUUGUGGUAUGUCUAAGCUAUCUGUUUGAAUAAAAGUAUAUACUUGAAAGUAG
Corticium candelabrum is the source of this 1783-nucleotide messenger RNA. RefSeq names its product beta-hexosaminidase subunit alpha-like. The transcript is spliced from 12 exons. Bases 20 to 1624 code for a protein of 534 amino acids. The record is from RefSeq and is a predicted model, not a curated record. Gene Ontology annotation, biological process: carbohydrate metabolic process; glycosaminoglycan metabolic process. Gene Ontology annotation, molecular function: beta-N-acetylhexosaminidase activity. Gene Ontology annotation, cellular component: membrane. NCBI's taxonomy places the organism in Eukaryota, Metazoa, Porifera, Homoscleromorpha, Homosclerophorida, Plakinidae.